AGAAAAUGAAAAGAAAGAAAAAGAAAGCAAAAAGGGAAAACAAAAAGAAAAAAAGAAAAAGCGAAAAAAAGAGAAAAAAGCAGAAAAUAAUAAGCAAAGCAGUAGCAAUCGGCAAAAAAACUAUACGG
This is a messenger RNA of Racocetra persica, 128 nucleotides long. The record is from the annotation of a GenBank genome assembly. Lineage: Eukaryota; Fungi; Glomeromycota; Glomeromycetes; Diversisporales; Gigasporaceae.